Molecule: messenger RNA, 2681 nt
Organism: Gekko japonicus
Lineage: Eukaryota; Metazoa; Chordata; Lepidosauria; Squamata; Gekkonidae
Gene: ITGB7
Product: integrin subunit beta 7
Exons: 16
Coding region: 81-2390 (769 amino acids)
Biological process (GO): cell adhesion mediated by integrin; cell-matrix adhesion; cell migration
Cellular component (GO): integrin complex; focal adhesion; cell surface
Molecular function (GO): integrin binding
Source: RefSeq, a predicted model, not a curated record
UCCUGGCAACCUCUGCUGCUCUGCAAGUGAUCGGGAUCCGGUCCGUUUUUGGAACCGACCUGCCGAGGAGGUGAACUGUCAUGAGGUGGACUCUGAAACUAUGGCUUCUCUUCCUGCUCACAGCAAUGGCAUGUGUACAGAAGACAGCAGGUUCGUGCCAGCCGCGUCCCUCAUGCCAUGAAUGCAUCCGUUCCCACCCCAGCUGUGCCUGGUGUAAACAACUGGAUUUUGUGCCAGCAGAUGAGUCAGACGCAGGCCGCUGUGCAACUCGGCUGGAGCUGAAGCGUCGUGGUUGCCUCCCCAGUGAGGUGAUGGACCCCUGUGGGAAGCAGCAUAUCCUGGAGGACAGGCCCCUCAGCGAGAACCCCCAGCACGAAAACAUCACUCAGCUGGCCCCCCAAAGGAUCUCUCUGCAGAUACGGCCUGGGGAGGAGCAGAGUUUCACUGUGCGCUUCAGACGGGCUGAAGGCUACCCUGUGGACCUGUACUACCUGAUGGACCUGUCCCACUCCAUGAAGGAUGAUCUGGAGAACAUCAGAAGGCUGGGCAGUGACCUGUUGGCUGCCCUCCGCAAUAUCACGACCUCUGUGAAAAUUGGGUUUGGCUCCUUUGUGGACAAGACAGUGCUACCCUACGUGAGCACCUCACCUGCCAAGUGGCUCCACCCCUGCCCGAGUGCCAAUGAGCCCUGUCAAUCACCGUUCAGUUACCGGCACGUGCUGGCGCUCACCGACAACGCCAGUGAGUUUGAGAGCAGAGUCAGCCAGCAGUUUGUCUCGGGGAACCUAGACACAGCCGAGGGGGGCUUCGAUGCGAUCAUGCAGGUGGCGGCUUGCAAGGAACAGAUCGGCUGGCGGGAUGUGACAAGGCUGUUGGUCUUCACUUCAGAUGGCACUUUCCACAUGGCAGGAGAUGGGAAGUUGGGUGGAGUCUACCUGCCCAAUGAUGGGCACUGUCACCUGGAUGAAAAUGGCCUAUACACGGAAAGCCACCUCUACGACUACCCCUCCGUUGGGCACUUGGCUGAGGUGUUGUCAAAGUCUAACAUCCAGCCCAUAUUUGCUGUGACUGGUCCCAGACUUCUCAUGUAUGAGGAGCUGAGCAAGCUGAUUCCCAAAUCAGCUGUCGGGGAACUGAAGGAAGAUUCCAGCAACGUGGUGCAGCUGAUUACCGAUGCCUACAAGAGCCUCUCGUCCACCGUGAACUUGGAACACUCCUCAGACCUUCCUCCCGGAAUCUCGAUCGCUUACGACUCGCACUGUGGAGACUCGGAAACGUUUGGACGCACGCAGGGCGGAGAAUGCUCCGGCGUACACAUCAACCAGUUGGUACAGUUCACCGUAAGGAUAAAUGCCACCACCUGCCUCCCUGGUACCCAGGAUCUGGCACUGCGAGUGCUGGGAGUAGGGGAGGAACUGCGGGUGCAACUGUCAACAGUGUGCGAGUGCCAGUGCGGAGAUGUCAAACCUUAUGCGCCACACUGUUCUGGUGGCCACGGCAACCUCACCUGUGGUGUCUGCAGCUGUUUGGAGGGCCACAGAGGCCGUCUCUGCGAGUGCAAGCAAGAGGACCACGAUGACCCAGAAGCUGGGUGCCGCGAUGGAAACAGCACCGGUCCUGUGUGCAGUGGCAAGGGCCAGUGUGUGUGCGGAAAAUGCCAGUGCCACACCCACGCCAGCGGGCCCCUUUGCAAGUGUGACGACACUGGCUGCGAACGACACAACGGGGAGCUCUGCGCAGGUAAUGGGCAGUGCAGGUGUGGCAUUUGCGAGUGCCAGAGCAACUACACCGGUGGUGCAUGUGACUGCAGCCUGGACACCAGUGGAUGCCUGAAGGAGGGUGCCGCAUGUAGCGGCCAUGGGCGUUGUGUCUGCAACAGAUGCCAGUGUGAGGCUGGUUGGCUGGGCAGCCACUGCAGCCACUGUGCUGAGUGCCGGACGCCUUGUGAGCAACACAGGGACUGCGCAGAGUGCAAAGCGUUCCGGACAGGCCCCCUGCAUGGGAACUGCAGCGUUUCUUGCAACCAGACAACAAGGGUGUUGUCAGCACCCACCGUGGAUGAGAGAUGGUGCAAGAUGACGGCCGAAGAUGGCAGCCUCCUCAUCUACCUCGUGGAGGAGGACGAGACUGGUGAUAUCACCCUGACUGUGAACAGCCAAGAGGGUACUACUGACCAGACGUUCAAGCUGGUCCUGGGCUUGGUGCUGGGCCUUGUGAUUGCUGGGCUGUUCCUCAUGGGCUUAUACCGCAUCGUCGUGGACAGCUGGGACCGGAGGGAGGUCAAGCACUUCGAGGAAGAGUGCAUACGGGCCAGGGGGAAUGAGGUGAACAACCCACUGUUCCGGCGAGCCACCACCACAGUCAUAAACCCCAAGUACAGCAAAGACUAGCACACUGACUGGGAGGAGAAAGAAAGCCCAGCCUGAAACCGGAUGGGAUGUUAAUCUUGGGCUGGAGAGAACCCUGUUCAAGCCGCCAUACUCAGCCAAAUCAUCUCUUAGAGGCUGUUCUGACACCCAGGCCUCCUCUGAGGAUAAAACAGGAUAACCCCGUUGAUUUGCCAAGUCACUUUUAGGGAAACAUCAGGCUGCAGUCAGAGCACAAAUGAUGAACGUCUCUUCCCAGCAAGCCUCCUCAAUUGUGAUUCUGUGAAAGGAUCUUCUCCACCAGCUAUCUGUGCU